This is a messenger RNA of Symbiodinium sp. CCMP2456, 577 nucleotides long. The record is from the annotation of a GenBank genome assembly. Lineage: Eukaryota; Dinophyceae; Suessiales; Symbiodiniaceae.
AUGGCUGAAGAAAGUUGGGCGAGCCUCGUGGCGCAAGAAGUUGCGGCGUCGAAGACGCUCGCAAACGAGCUCUGGCCAGUCCUUUGCCAAUCCUUUAGGUCCAAAAGAGUGGCAUCCGAUGUGCUGCGCUUCCUGGUCUCUCCCUAUGCUCAGCGCUUUCUGUGCAAGCCGGAUGAUGGCUCCGAAGUGGUGAACGUGUUCGAAGAGUUCAGCGUCACCGUCAACAUCCGGCGUGUGAACCCUUGGUUCGUGGAGUGGCGGCUGAAAUGGCCCGAAACAGCCGAGCCUCCUCCGAAUGACGACAUCUUCAGAAGCUGCCCAGCGCUGAAGCAGUCGAUGAGGGACUGUACCGAGCUUGGCGCGGUUGUUUGCGAUCGUGGCGACUUCGUACCACAGUUACUGAAUCUUUUGCGCGCCUCCUGUGAAGAAGAUGGUGCACUCUCCCAGGAGGGUUUGGAGGAAGCGCGAGAAACGCAGACAAACUUUCGUUCCCAUCCCACCUACCUCUACAAGCAUGUUGUACGUCUGCUGUUCACGAUCUCCGAGCCUCUACAGCAUCAUCCAGACCCCCGUUUCA